CGGCCUACACCAAAUCAAGAAUCAAUACUCAAGAAAAAAGAUCAAACAAAACUACACAAGGCUUUCUUUUCUUGCAAGUGAAAAAUGGCUAAAGUCCCAUGCAAGCAUCUUGUUCUUGUAGCCCUUUUCCUGCUUUGCUUUGUUUCUAUUGGUGCAAGAGCAAGGAGUUUAAGAGUGGCUAGUAACAACAAUCAAGUAGAGAUGAAACAUCAAGAUCUUUCUACACCCAAAGAAAAUGAGGUGCAGGAGGCGCCCGUGCCGGUGCCGGAGGCCGAAGAAUUAGUGGGAAUGGAUUACACUGCUCCAAGAAAGAAGCCUCCAAUUCAUAACUAAAAUGGCAAUUUUUUGUUAGAAAGCUAAAAACUUAGUCUCUUCUUAAUUAUUCCUACUUCCAUAUAAAGUUUCUGUUCUAUUACCCAUAGUUAGGUACACAUACGUAGGAGGAGGAACAAGCUAAAGAUAUCUAUAUAAUAUAUGAUCAUAUAUAUAUAAAUGUAACAUGGGAAGUAUGGAUAUUGCUGUAGGAUCUAGCUUAUGGAGUCUUUAUGUAAAUUAGGUCAUGUCGAGGCUUUAAAAAAAGAAUUGACUGCGACACAUGCUAGCUAUAUAUCCAGAUGUAUCGGCUUGUAAUACCUUAAAUUAUUUACAAAUACAAAUUUACACCUUUCUUUUUGGCAUUAA
Ricinus communis (castor bean) is the source of this 681-nucleotide messenger RNA. Its product is annotated as protein GOLVEN 1-like. The transcript is spliced from 2 exons. Lineage: Eukaryota; Viridiplantae; Streptophyta; Magnoliopsida; Malpighiales; Euphorbiaceae. The record is from RefSeq and is a predicted model, not a curated record. Bases 85 to 333 code for a protein of 82 amino acids.